AUGGCUCCAAUUGGUACUGGCAUCCCAUGGACUCUUCCCCCUCCUCAACGAUACGUCUUCCGUCGCGCAUCGCUCGUCGACCCCGUCGAGGGCGUCGUCCACCGCAACGUCACCGUGUCGACAGCCAACGGCCGCAUUGAGAGCGUCAUCUACGACCAGAAAGAACCCGGAGGCUCGCCGGUGAUUGUCGACAGCGACAGUAACAAUAACGACACAACCGUCGAAGUAGAUCUCCAAGGUAAAUACCUCUGCCCCGGCCUGAUCGACUGCCAUGUCCACCUGAACGCCGUGCCCGGCGAGGCCACCCUGGGCCAGAUGAAGAAGCUCCGGCCAGAGGUGAUCGCUCUACGCCAGCCGCAUCUCUGCCGGCUCAUGCUGGAGCGCGGCUUCACGACGGCACGCGACUGCGGCGGCAGCUCCAUCGCGCUGAAGGACGCCAUCGCGCAGGGCGUUGUCCGACGGCCCCGGCUCUUCAUCGCCGGCCACCAGCUCACCCAGACGGGCGGCCAUGGCGACACGCGCGACGUCUACGACACGACGCCCUGCAGCGGCGGCCACGUCUUCGGCACCAGCGGCCUGCUCUGCGACGGCGUCCCCGAGUGCCUGCGCGUCGCCCGCGACCAGCUGCGGCAGGGCGCCGACUUCCUCAAGAUCAUGACCUCCUCGGCCCCAUGA
This is a messenger RNA of Rasamsonia emersonii CBS 393.64, 675 nucleotides long. RefSeq lists its product as uncharacterized. The transcript has a single exon. The record is from RefSeq and is a predicted model, not a curated record. The coding region runs from base 1 to 675 and encodes 224 amino acids. Lineage: Eukaryota; Fungi; Ascomycota; Eurotiomycetes; Eurotiales; Trichocomaceae. Gene Ontology annotation, molecular function: hydrolase activity, acting on carbon-nitrogen (but not peptide) bonds.